Aspergillus aculeatus ATCC 16872 is the source of this 2178-nucleotide messenger RNA. RefSeq names its product J domain-containing protein. The record is from RefSeq and is a predicted model, not a curated record. Gene Ontology annotation, biological process: SRP-dependent cotranslational protein targeting to membrane; post-translational protein targeting to endoplasmic reticulum membrane. Gene Ontology annotation, molecular function: RNA binding; transmembrane protein transporter activity. Gene Ontology annotation, cellular component: Sec62/Sec63 complex. NCBI's taxonomy places the organism in Eukaryota, Fungi, Ascomycota, Eurotiomycetes, Eurotiales, Aspergillaceae. The coding region runs from base 1 to 2178 and encodes 725 amino acids. The transcript is spliced from 5 exons.
AUGUCGACAGACUACAAUUAUGACGACAAGGGACAAUUCUUCCCCUUUUUCGUCCUCACCCUGACGAGUCUCGUCACUUUCCCUCUGACGUACAAUCUCCUCCGGCCGAGCAAGGGACUGGAGAACACCGCACCGCGGAUAAAAUCAGACUUCAAGCCCGAACAUGGCGACCUCAUUGACGCGCAGAAGCGCAGGCGUCUGCGCAAGGAACGCCGGAUCAAGCGCAUUGUCACCGUCGUGGUGGGCUACGCUGUCAUGGCUUGGAUGGCAUAUUUGAUCGUCGUCACAGCACGGACAGUACCCAAGAUUUGGGAUCCGUAUGACAUUCUUGGUAUCUCACGGAGCGCCGACGAGAAAGCGAUCUCCAGGCACUACAAGCGCCUUUCACUCGUCUACCACCCCGACAAGAUCCGCCCCGAUCCCGCCAAGAAUGAGACCAUCGAGAUGCUCAACGAGCGCUUCGUCGAGCUCACCAAGGCCUACAAGGCAUUGACCGACGAGGAAGUUCGCAACAACUACAUUCAGUACGGCCACCCAGACGGCAAGCAGAGCAUGAGCAUCGGUAUUGCUCUUCCCACGUUCAUUGUCUCGGAAGGCUACUCCAAGUACACCCUGCUGGUCUAUGGUGCUCUGCUUGGCGUUCUUCUUCCAUACAUUGUCGGCCGCUGGUGGUACGGCUCGCAGCGUUACACCAAGGAGCGCGUUCUCGUCGCAAGUGCUGGAAACAUCUUCCGGGAAUACAGAGACGACAUUACCGAUGGCGGAAUAAUCAAUGCGCUGUCCUCCGGCGAUGAGUUUAAGGAGAUGUUGCAAGGACCCCGGUCCGAUGCUGGAUUGGCGAAGCUUGAGAAGAAGGUCCUGGCGGAAGAUCCCUCGUAUCUGACUCCCGAGGACCGCGCGGUCAUCAAGGGACUCGAUGAUUCGAGCAGACGGAAGGCGCUAGCGUUACUCUGGGCCUAUCUCGGUCGCGUUGAUCUGGGAGACGCCACGCUCAAUGGAGAAAAAUACGAAGCCGCCCCUAUCGCCCUUUCACUGAACGAAGCUUUCACGGCCAUCGCCCUAGCCUUUGGUAAUCUCCGACCAAUCCUCGGAUCCUUCCGCACCGCACAGCACAUCAUCCAAGCCGUCGCACCUGGCUCCUCUCCACUCCUCCAGUUGCCGCACUUCACGCCGGAACUCGUGCAGACCAUUGGGGGCGCCGACAACAAGGAACACCUCACUGUGCAAAAGUUCAUGUCCAUCCCGGAAGCCGAGCGCUACAGCCUCACCGUAGGCGCCGGCCUCCUGAAUGAGAAGCAAUACACGACCGCUAUCAACGUUGCCAAACAGCUCCCCGUUCUCGAGGUGUCCCGGGCCUUUUUCAAGGUGAUGGGCGAGAAGGUCAUCACGCCGAGCAGUCUGGUGCAACUCGUUGUCAAAGCGCGCUUCAUCCCCCCCGGUUCCGCUAACGUCCCCGCCCCUACUUCCGCCGACCUCGAGGACAUCGAUCCUGACGAGGAUGACCUCGACGCUAUUAUGGGCCGCAACGGCAAGAAGACAAAGGUGGUAAACGGCCAGAGGGUCGAAGAAACUAAGUCCGAACCCGUUCAACCUCCGCUCGCGCACGCCCCCUACCUCGCCCGCGACCACUCCCCGCGCUGGCAUAUCUUCCUGGCCGACGCCAAACAGGGCAAGAUGGCUGUGCCCCCCUUCACCUUCACCACAUUUGACAAGCCACUCUUCGACCCCGUCACCGGCAAGCCCACGUUCAACGUGCAGACCCUCAAGAUGCAGUUCCAGGCUCCACCCCAGGUCGGUGACUUCACUUUUGUGAUGCACAUGCUCUGCGACAGUUAUUUGGGCCUCGACACGAAGAUGGAAAUCACCCUGCACAUCGACGAUCCCGCCAAGGCCGCGGCUUUGGACGAGGAAGAUGAUAUCAGUGAGCCUGAUGAGGGUGAGUUCCCUAACGAACGCCUCCUUACACAAAUGAUCAAAGACCGUGAGAACCUAACGAUUUCUGAAAUCAUAGACUCGAUAGCCGGCCAAAUGCAAGCCCUAAAGACCGGCCAAGCCCCCAAGAAGAAGGCCAAGAAACCUUCGGCGGAGUCUAGCGAGGACGAGGAGAGUGAUACCGAUGGUGAUGCAGGCGAUACUAGUGACACGAACACGGAGACGGAUAUCGAUGAUGAUGAUUGA